This is a messenger RNA of Musa acuminata subsp. malaccensis (wild Malaysian banana), 1436 nucleotides long. Lineage: Eukaryota; Viridiplantae; Streptophyta; Magnoliopsida; Zingiberales; Musaceae. The record is from RefSeq and is a predicted model, not a curated record.
UUCUUUGAACUGACGAUCGACCGCACUCGCUCCCCGCGUCCUCCAUUCCCCCUUCCUAUUAUUAGCUGGGAUCUUUUUAUUUGCGGUUCCACGAAUCCGAUGCGAGAUUAACUGAAUUCUCAUCGAUAUUUGGUUCCGAACCCACCGAUCUACCUGUCUAGAUUUGGCUUUUGUUCUUUCUUUCUUACUCUGCGAAGUUCCCCCGAUUCUGAAGAGUUCCCCCUCUCUUGCGAAGUUUUGGAGUUUGUAUCGUUCGUCGACCGACAAAUUGGGGCUUCUGAUGUGAAAAAGAUCACUUUUUUUGUUUUUGUUUUGGUUUAUCGGGACGAGCGAGAGGCAGAUUUUUGUCUCCAGAGAUGCUGGCGGAGAUGAUGAGCCGGAGGGACUUUCAACUCUUCGCGGAUGGCUUCUUGGACGGAAACGUACGCCGACCGACAGAGAUCGAAGGCAUUGCAACGAUCAACGUGACCUCGUCUUUGCCUUCUCCGUCGUCGCCGUCUUCCUCGCCUGGCUCCUCCGCUGGAUCCAGUCAUAUCCAUCAUCGCGUCUCCAAGAUGGACACUCUUGCUGGUGUUGCGAUAAAGUAUGGCGUCGAGGUGGCAGACAUCAAACGAUUAAAUGGAUUAGUGACGGAUCUUCAGAUGUUUGCUCACAAAUCCUUGCAAAUUCCUCUGCCCGGAAGGCAUCCUCCGUCGACUUAUCUAUGCGACGGUUCAGUAGAGAACGGAGAGCAUUCUCCGCCCUAUCAACCUCGUAAUGAUGUUUUGGAUUUGAUCGAGUCCCUCAACUGGAAACCUUCUGCAUGUAAAGUUUCUCCUGCAAUGAGCAAGUUACAGGGAUACUAUGGUCUCACCCCCAAUAAACGGAGGCCAGAGCUUGGAGGCGCGGAGAUGGCAGACUAUAAAGUAGGAAGACGCUGCUUGAAUGAUGAAUUAUCAUCUAAAGAAUCUCCCACUUCUGAUCCAUUUCCAAGGAGGCAUAGGAAGUCUAGAAGUAUGGCAAAUGGAUUCUCAACAGAAAAUGGAGACAUCACUGGGGAAAAUACAGUUUUAGAAGCUGCGGAUAAUAAUGAGACUGAGAGAUCUAUUAGGAGACGUCAAAAAACUGAUACCCCAGAAUUUUUGGAUAGCAAUGGUGGAUUCUCAGGUAGGGUAGGAAAAGGAAUAGCACCGAGGCCAAAACCAGGGAGCAGGACUGAUACCGAUACCAAACGCUUGAGUGCCAUCCUCAGUGGUGAUUCUGUCAAGACUGAAGGUCUUUUUUCUGUCAGGAAAUCCUCCAGCACCUCGUGUUUGCAAUCGCAGGACCCUGAUAAUAACUCUUCCCUCUGGCCUAGAAGCAAGUGGAUCUUGAAACCAGACGUCCUUGCUAGGCCAAUAUUUGAUGGCUUGCCCAAGUCCAUGACUGCAAAGAGGAAUAAAGCUGCUCUGGAUUAG